AUGGCCGACUUGCAGAAGGAUCGUGUGAAUGCGUCGUACGUUUUUGCAGUCACCGGUGUGGAUUUUUGUGGUCCGUUCUUUUAUAAGAGUGAGGUGCGGACCAGACCACCCAUCAAAUGCUACAUAUGCCUCUUCAUAUGCUUUGCCACCAAGGCCGUUCACUUGGAGCUUGUGCAGGAUCUAUCGACGCCAGCGUUCAUAAGCGCUCUAAAGCGAUUCAUUUUAACUCGCGGUCGGCCCAGGGAAAUUUGGUCCGAUAACGCAACCAACUUUGUGGGAGCAAAGAACGAGUUGGCAGAGUUGAAGAAGCUGUUCCUGGCAGAAAGACAUAUGAAGGAAGUUCAGGAGUUUUGCGUUGCGGAUCAUAUUGACUGGCGGUUUAUUCCCCCUCGCUCUCCCCACUUUGGCGGACUCUGGGAGACUGCGGUUAAAACAGCCAAACAUCAUUUCUACCGUUCCGCUUCCAGCUAA
This is a messenger RNA of Drosophila obscura, 471 nucleotides long. RefSeq lists its product as uncharacterized. Lineage: Eukaryota; Metazoa; Arthropoda; Insecta; Diptera; Drosophilidae. The coding region runs from base 1 to 471 and encodes 156 amino acids. The transcript has a single exon. Gene Ontology annotation, molecular function: nucleic acid binding. The record is from RefSeq and is a predicted model, not a curated record.